ACUAUCCGCGAUUUCCUCUUCGUCUUCGUUUUCUCUUUAUUUCACUGCGCUUAUUUCCCGUAUGUUUUUUUAUUAAUUGUUGGCCGAAGACACGAUCAUGUUUUCAUUUCGAGGGUUUAUGCUACAGUUGAUGAUAAUAGCAGUAUGUCGAGCCGAGAUAACUUUUAAAUCUCCUUCCAUGGGAGAAGUUGUUGACCCAGGACCAUAUAAAAUUCGUGCGGGUGAUAGCGGGAUAGUGCCCACGCUGGGACAAUUUGAUGAUGCCAGUUGGGAGGUUGUUCUUUUCACUGGAAAUGAUACUGCUCCAUUUGAACUUUAUAUAUUCAAAUUAUCUGGGUACCAAAUGAGCAAUCCAACGACUCAGUCCCCUCCAGUGAAUAUCAGAAACAGCUCAGGUCCGAACCUGGAAGACAAAUACUUUUUCGGCUACCGCUCCUAUCUGACAUCAAAUGAAUCUAUAUGGAUCACAGCCUACUCGGACCGAUUUACUCUUACAAACAUGACCGGUUCCUUGCCUGAUGAUGUGGUUACCGCAAAUGACAAUGUGAACUCGACAACUGCUCCAAAACGAACAAUCUCUUGCGGCGCAAAGUCUGGAGGAGAGUGUGACGAGAAGGUCUUAGAAAACCUGGGACUGGGAUCAGUGACGACAAAUACUCCAAGUGUUAGUACAACGGCCGCAGCAACCACAAUAGGAACUGCUCCAGAGAACACAACUUCCGAUACCAACGAGGAUAGUAGUAAAAGAUUAAGCCGUGGAGCAUUUGCGGGAGUAGUCGUGGGUGUCGCGGUAGCAAUAUCGAUAAUGAUCGCGGCGGGGGUGUUCUUUAUAAUGAAAGCCAAGAAGAAGAACGUGCCGAAACGAGAAACGAUUAGAAUUAAUGAAAGUUUGCCGAAUCAGGAUUCGAACGCAUUUCAUAGAGGGGAUACUUACGGAGGAAUGAUGAAGAAGAAUGGGAUCGAAGAUGUGGGCAGACGAGAGGAGUUGGAAGAUCGUAGAACGUAUGAGAUGAGUGCGGGUCACCAUGGAGUAGCGGAGAUGCCGGUAAACUCGUGAGCUCUAUCAAGAUAACAAUAGACGUGGGAUGACUAGACUAGGUAUACUUCUAAUAGCCACUUGUUCCAUAUAUUCAACAUGUGUGUAGCGUUUUGACAGUCUCAAAAUACUGGCGAUAAAAACCUUGGGCUGGAUGUCAUUUGGGAUCUUAAAUCCGCUUUGACAAUUGCAGUACUCUCGAAGAACCACACUUCUUUGAAUAUCUAAAGGUUUACAUAUAAUUUGCUGUAAUCCGCA
Molecule: messenger RNA, 1294 nt
Organism: Botrytis deweyae
Lineage: Eukaryota; Fungi; Ascomycota; Leotiomycetes; Helotiales; Sclerotiniaceae
Exons: 4
Coding region: 98-1057 (319 amino acids)
Source: RefSeq, a predicted model, not a curated record